Messenger RNA from Scheffersomyces coipomensis, 1044 nucleotides. RefSeq lists its product as uncharacterized. NCBI's taxonomy places the organism in Eukaryota, Fungi, Ascomycota, Pichiomycetes, Serinales, Debaryomycetaceae. Gene Ontology annotation, molecular function: fatty acid elongase activity. Gene Ontology annotation, biological process: fatty acid elongation, monounsaturated fatty acid; sphingolipid biosynthetic process; fatty acid elongation, saturated fatty acid. Bases 193 to 885 code for a protein of 230 amino acids. Gene Ontology annotation, cellular component: endoplasmic reticulum membrane. The record is from RefSeq and is a predicted model, not a curated record. The transcript has a single exon.
AAUCAAAAUCAAAAUCAAAAUCAAAAUCAAAAUCAAAAUCAAAAUCAUGAAAAGAAAACGGGGUCAAAACCUACUUCAAAUUCAAGAUUACCAGCUGCUCCAUAUUGUAUUGCUAAAUCAUCGUUAUUUAAAAUCUUUGUGUUUUUACAUAAUGUUUUCUUAUGUGUUUAUUCAGUUUGGACUUUUAUUGGUAUGACUUCAUCAAUUGUCAGUAAUAUGGAAUUAUUUAAAGGUCAAAUCUUACCAAAUUUUGUAGAAUCACUUAAUAGUCUUAAUUCUUCCACUAUAAAUUUUAAAAAUUUAAAUUUUGAAAUUUUUUUCCAAUCUAUUUGUGAUUCAAAUCAAGGUAUCUUUUCUAAAUUAGUGAUUGAUAAAGUUGGUCAACAUAAUUUAGAAAUCUUUGGUUGGUGGUUUUAUAUUUCAAAAUUUUAUGAAGUUUUAGAUACUAUCAUUAUUCUUUUAAAGGGAAGACCAUCAUCUUUAUUACAAAGUUAUCAUCAUUCUGGUGCUAUGAUGUGUAUGUGGGCAGGUAUUAGAUUCCAAUCUCCACCUAUUUGGAUCUUUGUCGUGUUUAAUUCUUUCAUUCAUUCUUUAAUGUAUUUUUACUUUUCAUUAAGUUGUUUACAUAUUAGAGUUCCAAUUCUCUUUAAAAGAAUGUUAACUUCAUUACAAAUCACUCAAUUCGUAGUGGGUGGAUCCAUUGCCAUCUUACACGCUUUCAUUUGGAUUGUGGAUACUUCUGAUAAUGAAAAUUUAAAAAUUAUAAGUUGUAUAAAUACUCCUGAUCAAGCUUUACCAAUUUUAAUCAACGUGGCUUAUUUAACUCCUUUAACAGGAUUAUUCGCUGCUUUUUAUAUCGAUAGUUAUUUGAAACGUUCCAAAUAGAUAGAUUGUUAGAUAAAGUUUCAUUAAUAUGUUAUCUGCUGUUUGUUUAUUUGUUUUCAUUUUUUACUAUUAUUACAAUAUUUAUCUAUAAAAUAAUUUAUUCUGUGUAUAGACAUUAAUAUUUAUUCAUUAAUUUAUGAAGAAAAGGAAAUCAAAAAU